Salvia hispanica is the source of this 2107-nucleotide messenger RNA. Its product is annotated as piriformospora indica-insensitive protein 2-like. Lineage: Eukaryota; Viridiplantae; Streptophyta; Magnoliopsida; Lamiales; Lamiaceae. Gene Ontology annotation, molecular function: protein binding. The record is from RefSeq and is a predicted model, not a curated record.
CCCUAGAAACCCUUUUAAUCAGAAGCCUAGAUGCCUAUAUCCAACAAUAAAUCCCCCAACUGUUUAUUCAUUCAUUCAUUAAACUACCAUCCCAUUUGCUAGUUGCAUUGGUUAAUCACUUUGUUUUGGGUUAUGUUAACCAUAUUAUAACGGUUGAUAUUUUUGGAAGUAGAUCUCUUUGUACAAACUAGAAGAUGCAACUUUUUUUUGAUCAAUUUCUUGUUUCUUUGCCACUGUUUAGAUCUUAGUAUAUUAUUGAAGUUACCACAAUUGCUCUGUAUAUUGUCUCUUUUUCGAACUGACAACUGUAGUAAGCUGAAAAGAUGCCGCAGGCCUCCUCAGACUUCUGCUAACUCUGCCUCUCUUACAGUCUAUGCCCCCUUUUCAUUACUCCUCAUUUACUACCUUAGAUCUUCCUAUAAACUCUUGCAAGAAUCGAACUCUAGCCUCCACUGCUUUCUUGUUGCAAUCCCACUUUGAAAAAUCCCAUCUUUCCACAUUUCAUUCCUUCCAAAUCCCACCUUUUGCAACUCCCGGCAUUACUUGAUGCCCGAGAAAAUCUACCAUUUCUUGAAAAGCCCAUUUCUUGCUUGCUGGUUUCUGGCUUCCUUUUCAUCACAAUCAUGAAAAAGAUUGAGUCUUUGAGCUUCCCAGUUCUUGUUGUGUGGUUGCUUCAUUUCACUUCGCCAUGCAUCGGACAGGAAGACAGCAGCAUCGGUGCUCCGAUGAAGACAGCCGAGCAAGAAGCUCUGUAUAAUACAAUCCAAGAUUUUGUGGGAAAAUGGUGGAAUGGUUCUGAUCUCUAUCCAGAUCCUUGCGGUUGGACCCCUAUUCAGGGAGUUUCUUGUGAUUUGUAUGAUGGAUUUUGGUACGUGACCGAUUUGAGCAUUGGACCUGUUCAUGACAACUCUUUAACCUGUGGUCAAGAUGUGGAAUUCAGCCCCAAUUUGUUUGCACUAAGCCAUUUAAAAUCAUUAUCCUUCUUCAAUUGCUUUGUCACGCCACGCCGCCGCCCUGUCUCGAUCUCGGCCGGGAAUUGGGACGCUUUUGCCGGAAGUUUGGAGUCGCUCGAGUUCCGGUUGAAUUCCGGCCUAACCGGACCAGUUCCCGAGAUUUUCGGGGGUCUAAGGAAUCUUCAGUCUUUAGUGAUCACUGAAAAUGGCUUAAUGGGGCAGCUGCCCGAGAGCAUUGGCAAUUUGGUGGAGUUGAGGCGUUUGAAUCUUGCGGGGAAUUCGUUCACAGGCAGGGUCCCGGGCAGCAUUGGAGGGCUUAACCGUCUCUUGAUUCUCGAUAUGAGUGGGAAUUUGCUCUCGGGUACCUUACCCGCAACUCUAGGAGGACUGACGGCCCUAUUAAAGCUCGACUUGAGUGGUAAUCAACUAGAGGGCGAGAUUCCGAAAGAGAUUCGGAAUCUCAAGAAUCUCACCCUAUUAGACCUAAGUGACAACAGAUUAAGUGGUGGAUUGGGUGAAACUAUUCGAGGAUUGAAUUCAUUGCAAGAAUUAGUCCUCUCAAACAAUCCCAUUGGUGGUGACAUAAUAAGUAUUGGAUGGCAAAAUUUGAGGUGUAUCACAGCUUUGGAGCUGUCCAAUACGAGCAUGACAGGUGGCAUCCCAGAAUCUCUUGCAGAUUUGAAAAGUCUAAGGUUCUUGGGUCUGAAUGACAACAAGCUAACAGGGGAUAUACCUUCAAAGAUUGAAACUUUGCCUAAUGUUAGUUCAAUCUAUCUCCACGGCAACAAUCUAACCGGCAAGCUUAAUUUCUCAGAGGCUUUCUACGGGCGGAUGGGGCCGCGCUUCGGGGCAUGGGGCAACCCGGGCCUUUGCUAUCAAUCCGAGGAGCUCGGCUCAGCCAGUAAUGCACCUUUUGGGGUCAAACCGUGUCGAGUUCAAGUGAUCAAGUACGGGACCAGCUUCCGUGAUCCUGCGUCGUCGAUGCCUUCUUUAGGAUUCAAUGUGAUAGGUGUUAGUAGAUUAGUUUUGGUAGUUGAAGCUUUCUUGGUUUUGGCUUUGCAACAUUUUUAAAAUAGGCCAAAUUUCAUGGUUGUAAAUGUGAUGGUAAGUAGGUAAUCAAGUUAAUUGAAGUCAUUACAUUUUAUCUUUGGAAA